Molecule: messenger RNA, 2645 nt
Organism: Branchiostoma floridae (Florida lancelet)
Lineage: Eukaryota; Metazoa; Chordata; Leptocardii; Amphioxiformes; Branchiostomatidae
Product: adenylate kinase 2, mitochondrial-like
Exons: 7
Coding region: 96-821 (241 amino acids)
Biological process (GO): ADP biosynthetic process
Cellular component (GO): mitochondrion; cytoplasm
Molecular function (GO): ATP binding; AMP kinase activity
Source: RefSeq, a predicted model, not a curated record
UACUUGUAGCACACGUACCGGGACAAACCAAGGACAAAAAGUCCUACAAAAACUCCCUUAAAUAUCACCAACCGUACCAGCCCACCACAUAACCCAUGGCGCCCGUACCGAAGCCUCAGCCGGCGGCGGAGGAACAGUCCGUGGGGAUCCGAGCGAUCCUACUGGGGCCCCCCGGUGCCGGGAAAGGCACACAGGCUCCCAAGCUGGCUGAGAAGUACUGUGUGUGUCAUCUUGCCACAGGUGAUAUGCUUCGUGCUGUGGUUGCCUCUGGAUCCGAGUUAGGAAAAAGGCUGAAAGAGACUAUGGACCAGGGUAAACUGGUGAGUGAUGAGAUGGUGGUGGAGAUGAUUGACAACAACCUGGACAAACCUGAGUGUAAGAACGGAUUCCUCCUGGACGGGUUCCCUCGUACUGUCACUCAGGCCAAGAAGUUGGAUGACCUGCUGGACACCAGGGAGUCCAAGCUGGACUCUGUUGUGGAGUUUGGGAUCGAUGAUUCUCUCCUGGUCAGGAGGAUCUGUGGCAGGCUGAUCCACAAGCCCAGUGGGAGGUCGUACCAUGAAGAGUUUAACCCUCCAAAGGUGGACAUGACCGAUGAUGUGACCGGUGAGCCGUUGAUACGCCGGUCAGACGAUAACGCGGAAACGCUGACGAAGCGACUUGAAGCGUACCACACCCAGACCAAACCUCUUGUGGACUACUACCAGAAGAGGAACCUCCACGCCAAGGUCGACGCCGCGCAGAGCCCCGACAUCGUCUUCGCAAGCAUCCAGGCAAUUUUCGCCCAGGCAACCAGUAAAGAUAAAGUGCUGUUCAUGUGAACGUCACAAGGGGGUAUUGCUGCAUAUGGUACAGGGAUUUAGUUUGUGCAAAUUGAUUUCUGAAAUUGGGAGCACAAUGAAAUUAGAUGUCUGUCUACAACUUUGGGACCCAACAUUUUUUGCCCAGGCAACUAGUAAUGAUAAAUUGCUGUUCAUGUGAACAUCACAAGGGGGCAGUGCUGCAUAUGGUACAGGGAUUUAGCUGGUUCUGAAAUUAGGAGCACAAUGUAAUUAGAGAUUGACAUGUCUAUAGACAAUUUUGGGACCCAACAAUUUUUGCCCAGGCAACUAGUAAAGAUAAAGUGCUGUUCAUGUGAAUGUCACAAGGGGACAGUGCUUCAUAUGGCACAGGGAUUUAGAUGGUGAAAAUUGAUUUUUCUAAUAGGGAGCACAGUGUAAUUAGAAAUUGACAUGUAUAUCUACAACUUUGGGACCCAACAACCACUAAAGAUAAGGUGCUGUUCAUGUGAAUGUCACAAGGGGGCAGUGCUUCCUAUGGCAAAGGGAUUUGGAUGGUGCAAAUUGGGAGCACAUUGUAAAUCAUGGCAAAGUAAUACUAAUAGAAACUGACAUGUGUAUGCACACCUUUGGGACCCAACAUUAAACUCUGUGCUGUUCAUGUGAAAGUCAAUAGGGGGCAGUGCUUAUGUUAUGACACAGAGAUUUAUGGUACAAGCUGAAACAGGAAAAUGAGAAAGUUACAUCCUUGUCUGUAUCCAACUAUGGGCGCCAACAUGAAUUCCUGUCUGUGAUAUUUUGUAAGUACAUGAGUUUCUGACCCAAACAAUUUACAAAAAUACUUCCACAAAAGUCUUAAAUCUGAACAUUUUUUUGAAGUUUGAAAAAAUACUUUUUCCAUUAGGUUUUACAUAUCAUUUUCCCACAUAACAAGACUUUUCUUUCAAAUAUCACAAAUUAGUGUUAUGUUUGCAAAUACAUGCAGACAACAUUAUAGAAUUUCCAGUAAAAGAUCUUUAUAGUUCUGGUGCAUUAAGAUAAAUCUGUCAGUCACAAAUAUAUGGCCAUAUUUUUACACAUUUAACAGUAAUUUCUCUACAAUGUCUGUCAUACAGAACUAGAAGCAUUACUAUGUAAUCUCCAAGCAGAUGUUAGGAUGAAAAAUCGAAAUGUUUCAUUGACUAGACUUAUCUGAUAAUCUGUAACAAUUUCUGAAAAAAAAAAUGCUGUUCAUGUGAAAGUCAGUAGGGGGCAGUGCUUCUUGUGAUAUAGGAAUUUAGAUUGGUGGCCUAUAGAAUGUAAAAAUGACCAGUUCUGUCUCAGGUGAACAUUGUUUGAUGUCUACAGUGUCAGUAUUUUUGUCUACUCCUACUAUACAGCCUACUCUAAAAUGCUGUAAGUCUAGGGUUGUAGCCUUGAAGUUUGUCUGUGUUGGUACAAGUCAUAGUGAAAACAAAUUUUAAACUGUAACUUCCAACACAUGAUAUUGGCCAUGUCAAAUCUCUAUGACUGAGUACUGUAAAUCUGAAAACUUUCACAGUGGUUUUAUUUUUGUGGUAAAAACUAAAAUAUCCACAGUGUUUUCAUAACACUGUGAUUAUGUCAACUGUGUAUGGCUACGGUACUGUAAGAAUGGAAAUUUAAAAACUGCAAAAAAUCUUCUUGUCUUUCCAACUAGUCCAAAAUGAAACCACUAGGAAAGGAAAUGAAUAGUAAAUCCCCUGAACUAAUUAGUGUAGAAUAUGUCAUGGUGCAAUAGUGGAUUUGGGGGGUUCAGGAAGGAAUCAUUAUCAUGGAAGACGGUGAAAAUUAUUUUCUUCUUCAACAAGCUACUAUAUAGAUGAACAAUAAAGACUUCUUUGGUGU